UUGUUUGUGUGUGAAUGUGUAUGUCGAUGCCGCACUGCAGUUUACGGUUAAGCGAUAGGUACAGUACUCUACUACUCUGCACACGACCUUAUUCUCUCCCUCUUAAACACAUAUACACAGACAUAUAUCGAAGGGCAUCGAGCCAACCGAAGAUACAGGUAUAGGAAGAGCGAGUAAAGAGCGCCCCAAAUUCCAAGGACGUCAUUAAUUACCACUCAGGAUAUUCGUCAUGUGUUCGCUUAUAUAAGUAGUGUAAUUGAUCGCGAACUGGUAACACGAUGCACCUCGUUAUGCUAUUAUAAUGAUGAAAGAUUUCAAAAUAACAAAUUCGUACGAUUUAUUAUCGGUGCCUUCUGUAGUUUACGUCGAGUUUUGUGUAGUCACGCGUGAGGGGGGUUUAGCAGCAAUGGUUUAAUCAAUCGUAAAUGUUCGAUUUUUGUUUAAAAAAUCGUUGGCAAAGCGCUGAUUGCAGGAAGACGAAGCACGAUAAUGGACCACGUACGCUAAGUAGAGGAUGGGUUAUGCAGAUGAUGGUACCAAUAGGGGGGGAGUAAUUAGCUCAAACUAACUCUGGAUCAUCUUGUUAAAUAUCUCGGGCGUAAAGAGAUAAGUAUAAGCGUGAAGUUUCGUUGCCGUCGACGUUGCUCUCCAGCAUUUAAAGAGAGAUCUCCAGAAGCGCAUGGGAUUUGCCACUUUCCCAAUAAGGAUGUGGUACUUCGUUACUUUAAACUGAACCAUGGCCAGAAGGAAUCGAUAGGAAUGGUGGCAGGGACCACGCAUCAAGCGGGAUAGGCGUGUAGAGCGUCAAACCAAUCCCACCUUCGAGUUCCGCAGAUCCAUUCUGGUUGGUCUGCAGACUCGCAGCAGAGUUGGGAAGACAAGAUGGCGGACGGGCGCUCAUCCGUGCCAGCAAUCGUCCAACUUCUGUCCCUCGGUUACGAUUGUUUUCGACUUUGUUACCAAGAGUUAAACGGAAACGUUUGUUAAAUGUCGGAUUCUUACCUCUUUCCGUCGGACGGCCGUCGAAAGAAUAAAGUAAAACUUCUCAAACAUCUGUGGCUCAAAUAUUUAAUUUGAAGAAAUUGAAGCACUUGGUAGAUACAUUUUACUGUUAGCAUUCAUUUUUGUGUAAACAACCACUUUCUUAAUUAUUGUUCUGAAUGUUUGCGAUGCCUGGUUCGUUUUCCUGUGAACUAUGUGGCUAUAUAGCUGGAAGUCAUCGAAUGCUUGCGAGACAUCGUGCCACCACGCAUGAGACCAAAGUGUUUCGUUGUUCUGAGUGUCCAUUUGUUACAAGGUAUCGUACCAAUUUAUAUCGACACAGAAGGGAGAUACACGGUUUAAACAAGGUCAAUGCUUGUGCAUUCUGUGGGUUUUUUGCUACGACAACUGAUGAUUUGAGAAUCCAUAGACAGACUUGUCCUGCCGGAGGUCUUCAGGACAUUCAGUCACAGCCUCUCUUUCCAAGUGAAAUUCCUCAAUACGAAAUUUUUCCUAAUGAUUAUGUACAAUUUGGGACAGUUCCUACUUUUAAAGAACCUUUUCCUGUUCUGCCACAACCAGCUGUGAGUUGUAACGAAUAUAAUCCAUUUAAUCAAGCUCCAAUAUUUAACGAACCAUAUAAUUUUAUUCCUCCAACUCAACCUAUUUCAAACAAAGUUCCAUAUAAUGAAAUUGAAGGUACACCUGAUAUGUUUGUUUUACCACCUACUAUUUCUCAAAUACCAAUAACUAAAGAAAAGAUUGUUACGGAAACUCCAAAAUCACCUGAUACAACAAACAUUAAUGAUUUAUCAAAAAGACUUGAACCAAAUAAAAUGAAUGAAAUGGCAAAGAAGCUUGAACCAGCUAAAGUAAGACGUAGUUACAUUUGUGAACCUUGUGAUCUCAAAACAACAAAUCCUCGAGAAUAUUUGGCUCACCGCAGAGAUGUUCAUAAAGAAAAAAUUACAAUAUAUGAAUGUAAAUACUGUAUCUAUGCUUCAAAAAAUCCUCAGAAACUUCAAAGACAUUAUGGUCUUGUUCAUAGACAAAUAUCAUCAAUUAAAAGAGCUUAUAACUCUAUAAAAGGUAAAACACAAGUUGCUAAAAAGAGUUGUGUAUCACAAAAGAAAAAUAAAAUAAUUGUUAAGCCAGAAAUAAGAAAAGAAAAACAGAGAAGUGAUGAAGUAGCAUUAGAACCAACAAUUCCAUCUGAAGAUACAUCGCAAAAACUUCCAUCACCAUCAUCAUCAGGUAAUGCAUAUAAUGAAGUAGAGAAAGAUUGUUUACAAAAACCAAUUCAACAAAAAUUUAAGUGUUCUGCUUGCCACUUUCAUACAAAAAGCAAGCUAGUAUUAUUACAUCAUGAGAAAACUAAACACCUCAAAAAGAAAUUUUAUCGUUGUUUGCAGUGUGUUUACGUAACUCACGUGAAAUCUCGAUAUACAAAACAUGUAAGAUAUCAUUCACUUUCAAAAAUUAAAUGUCCUCAUUGUGAUUUUAAAACUGCAUACAAAUGGAAUUUAGACAGACACAUGAAAAAUCAUAUUAGUGAAGGAAGUUAUAGAUGUCCAAAAUGUUGUUUUUCUGCUCAUAGCAAGCAGUCACUUACAAUUCAUAUUGUUAACCAUCAUAGUGAAUCUAUUAAUUCUGUAAAUGAUCUUAUGAUAAUUGGUGAUAAUAGUGAUGAUGAGAAGAACAUGACAGAAACAAAUUCGUAUAAUGAUCUAACCUGCACAAGUGAGAGGAUAGUUGAAAAUGAAAAUAUUGAAGCUGAAAGAAGUACUGAAUCAAGAAGUAUUCAUAUCUCUAGAAAUAAUGGGAACAAAACAAUGAAUUCAGAUUUAGUCAAUGAUCCAUAUCUAAAAACACCUCUCAUUGAAAAUGCCCCUAUUGUUGCAAAACCAAAAAUGCAAAAAGCUGUAAAAUCAGGUGGUGGCUCUUCUAGAAGAAUGAUGGAACAUUCAGAAAAGAAAUAUUCUUGUCCAUUAUGUGAGGUCACUUUUGAUCAUCUUGCUUGGCUGGCUAGACAUUUGAAUCGCAGACAUAAUAAUGAACAAGCAAAAGACAUAACUGCCAUUGUUCAAAUGCUAGCAGCUAAAAGCAAACCUGGUGCAGUUUCGAAAUUAAAGAAUAAAAAAAAUGGAAAGAAACCACAUCGUGCAACACCUGUAUGUGCAGUGUGUGGAUAUAAAACGAAAUGGUUUUCUGAAAUGAAACGACACAUGCGAGUACAUACAGACGAGAAACCGUUUGAGUGUCCGUUUUGUGAAUAUAAAUGUAGAUGGAAAGGUGAUUUAACAAGACAUGUUCAGAAAAGACAUGAUGAUAUAACUAUACAAAAUAGUGAAAUUCAUUCAAAAUCAUUUAUUAAAUCUCCUGAAGAUGAUAAUGCAAUAUUACCAUUGAAACAUAAACGAGCUUGUGUUAUUAGAAAUGAAAAAAUGAGAAAGUAUUUAAAAAAGUCAGAUGAUCAGGACUGUCCACUGGAUCUUAGUGUUGAUCGAAAUAUGGCUUUAUCAUCUCGAUAUCAAAAUGAUUUUCCAUUUUUUGAAGGAAGUCACUUCUAUAAAAAUGAUAAAAAUUUACAAAUGGCCAAUGAUCAAUAUUUUGAAUCAUCAAAAUUAUCAAGAAGUUCUUCUGCAAAUUCUAAAAAUUCAUUCAUGAUACAGUCAUCAUCAAAAUCAUUCUCCUGUGUUUUUUGUGACUUUACUACAACAAAUGAAUUUAGUUUUAAAGUCCAUAACACAAGACAUUUUACUAAAUAUCCGUUUAUGUGCUCCACCUGUUCUUUUAGAUCUAAUUGGCAAAUGAAAAUUGUAAAACACAUCAAAUUAAAACAGCAUGUUAGUCGAGAUCAUGAUAAUGCUAGAGUAUUAUUGAUAGACUCAAAAGGAGAUAUCAGUGAAUGUUUUAGUGAUAAUGGUGAGGAUCUGGACGAUGGUUCUUUCACUAAACAGGAUGAUGACAAAUUAUCAGAGGAGCAUAUAUUGUUUGAUGAAUUUGAUAGAAAUAAACAAAACAUAUCUGAUAGAACAUUCAAGAUUCCAUUUAUGAUGAAAGAAUCUUCCAAAUCAUACUUCUGUAGAUAUUGUAAAUAUAAAGAUAAAGAAAGAAGGAAUGUACUUGCACACAUGUGUGAACAUACUGGACAGAAACCUUAUAGAUGUCGUAUUUGUGGCUUUUGUUCAUUAUGGCUUAAUGUUUUAAAAAGACAUGUUAGAAGGCGCCAUAAAGGUCGACUUUCUGACAUAGAAGAAGGUUUCAAAAUUAUUGAAAAGAAUCGUGUAAUUAGUGUUGUUGGAUCAACUGUACUUAGAAUUUCAAAAUCAGAAAAUUCAAAAAUCACAACUUUGUGUUCCUGCAAGAUCUGUCCCUACAAAUGUAUGGGGCAAAAUGUACUGGAAAAUCACAUGAAGCAUCAUAAUUCUGUGGGGACUGCUAGCUAUAAGUGUAGAUUUUGUCCAUAUUACUGCAAAUUUAAAGAUACUUUAGUCAAGCACCUAAAUGUGCAUGGCAUGAGUGUAUCAAAUGCUACCAAGAUAAUUUCUCAAUGUAAACUUUCUCAAUUGGAAGGAUCCACACAUGAGAAGUAUAGAUGCUCAUAUUGCCCUUACAGAACCGAUAGUACAACAACUUACCUCUAUCACAAACAGUGUCAUCGUCCAAAUAGAAGUGCACCUUUUAAAUGUAAACAUUGUUCAUUUUGGGCCACUCACAAAGCUGUUUUGGAUGAUCACAUUAGUUUACAUUCCAGACAUUCACGUGAUCGUAAGAGUUCUAGUAGAAGUCAAUUUCCUUCAAUGCCAAUUCCCAUUGAAGUUAAACAAAAUGGUAAAAUUAUCAAAGUAUAUAGAUGUCGCUUCUGCCCUAUGAUGGGUGACAAUUUAGAUACUGUGUACAAACAUGAAUUAUUACAUUCACGCAGUUCAAAAAUGUAUAAGUGUAAUAUCUGCAAGAAAAUCUGUGAAAGUGAAAAGCAUUUGACUGCACAUUUAAAAUCUCACACAUCCCCUAUUCAGAAUGAUUUACUGAGAUACGGAAGUGAUUCUGAUGGAAAUUAUUUCAAAAGUUCUCUAAAUAAUUCCAUCAUUCAACAUUCAGAAGACAACAAUAAAUUUAAUUAUUUUUGUACCAAAUGCCCGGCUGCAUUUGUCAAUAAAAGUGAUUAUGCAAUACACAGAGAAAUCCACCAAAAUACAGGAAAUUCAAUGCACAUCACUGAUUAUCGUGGUUUUGACAAUGAAAAAUAUUCUCAAAAUUAUGGUUCUGAACAUUCUAGACAUAAGAACCAAGGUUUUGGUAUGAUUGAGAGAGACAAUUUAGUGGAACAUCAUAAUUAUGAUGCUGGAAAGGGAGCUGAAAAGGAUAAAACUGAGAUAGUUGAGCAAACAGUGGAAAAUACUGGAUUUGAACAAAUGCUCUUGUUAGAGGAAGCAGAAACAAAAUCUUUUGUAAAUGGAAACAAUACUAGCAUUCUACCACAGAAACUUCAUAAUUGUUUUCAGUGUCCAGCUGCCUUUUGUAAGCCUGCCAUUCUUGCAUUUCAUACUUCAUUACAUGGAACUCAAGGUAAAUAUGUAUGUCCAGAAUGCAAUUAUGCUACUGAUUCAAAGAACAAUGUUAUUGCCCAUUAUCAGCUACAUGUUAAGCCAAAAUCAGCCAGCAAGAGCAGUUUGCGACUAUAUGAAUGUACCAAAUGCCCUGCAAAAUUUCAAAAACCCAAAGGUUUGCGCAAACAUUUUUCUUUGCACGGUCAGAAAAAUAAAUUUACUUGCGAAAUUUGUGAUUAUUCUGUACCUUGUGCUGUCAACUUAUUUAGACAUAAAGUUGUUCAUGUUAAUGUUAACAGCAACAACAACAACACCAGUAACAAUAAUAACAACAGUAGUAAUAAUAUUAACAAUAAUAACAGCAAUAACAAUAACCAGAUAGAGCAUAAUUAUGUACAAGAACAACCAGUGGAAAACACUGAGCAAAUAACUGAAAGUCCAGAUCAGAUUUCAAACCAGAAAGAGUCUGUGGAACAAAAGAAAUCUCCAAAAUCCGAACGUGUGGAAGACAAGCGUUAUUUCUCUUGCACUUUCUGUCCAUAUGUCCAUCCUAGGAAAUUUGCCGUGCAGAAUCAUAUGCGUCGACAUGCUAGCACCGAAGGUUUACAAUGUCCUCAUUGCAAUUAUAGGUCAUUGCAAGCUUCGGUGUUAAGAGACCAUUUGAAGUGGCAUUUCCAAGCCCAGUUUGUCUUCAGCCCUCAGGCAUUUAUGAAGUUUGAUGAUAUGGAAGUUUGGUUGGUUAAUGGCAAAGAAAAUGAGAAUGAAUUGAUUUUUAAAGAUCACGGGCAAAAUUCAAAGAAUAAAGAAGGUCGUUUCUUUUCUGCCAUAAGCGAAAAUUACAUUGAAAAUGAAGAAAGGAAACCUUUACCAUUUGUAGAUACAAAGAGUAUAGAGAAAAUGGUCGAAGAAGAAUUGAAUCUGAUAGUCGAGGACAAUAAAGACGAUGAUGAAAGAAAGGAUGACGACUACGACGACCAAAGGAAAGACGACGAUAACGACGACCAGAGGAAAGACGACGAUGACGAACAAAGGAAGAACGAGGACGAUGACGACGACGACGACGACGAAAAGAAGGAAGAUUCAGAAUAUAUGGAAGAAAUAGAAAAAUUGAAGCAGUUGGCCAUGAAACAAGAAGUAAAAAUUGUGCUGAUGGACGUACUUUCGCAAGAUAAAAAUAAGAGUGAAACUUUAGAAGUGCAAGAUAAUACGGAAACAACAAUAGGAAGUAAUCAGUGCAGUCAGAAGAGCAACGAAGAAUCAAAAGAAACAAAGGAGAAACCGAAAGAAAAUACCAUACAACAUUGUGAAGAAUCCAACAGUUCGGACAGUACUGUUGUUAUCGAAACUCCUUUAGAAAAUACCGAAACAAAUGUAGACAACAACAAUGUGUCAACAUCAGAAACAGCGGUAACCAAAGAAAAAGUAGUAACUUUUGAAGAAGUUCCUGAAGUUACAACCACCAUAGAGCAGCAAGCACCCGAAGUGGAAGAAACUAAUACGUUGGUUAUAAAAGAGAACGAAAUUGUAGAAACGAACUACGUGGAGAGAACGGCACCAACAAUUUGCGAGUACACGAAUACCAUAGUAGGCGAAGAAGAAAAUUUGCACACUCACCUCUAUGGUAAUGACGUGAUGAUGGUGAGGUUCGAUGACGAUUAUCUACCAUCGGAAUCGGGUAUAACGGAAGUGAUUGAAGUAGAACAAGCACCCGUUCAAGACGUGGAUCUAUCAUUAGAUGCCGCCAUUGUGGAUAAAGAAGGGAUCAUGGAAGGGGACAUGAAUGCCAUGUUUUCCGACGACGUUCAGGUUGUUGAAGUGGUAGCAGAGAACGAAGACAGUCUGAAUGAUUUUUCGGCGGAACUUAAAAACGAACCGGAUAGAAACUCAAACGACUUGAUGGUUUCGUGUCAUCCCAACAACUUUACAACGGACUGCGAACCUACUUCUAUUGCAGAAGUCGAAAUAAAAGUGUAAAAUUACCUCUAAAGUUUGUUAAAAAGACAUUUUUGCAGGUGUUUAUGUAUAUAAGAAGUCCAAGACUGCCAAUUAUAUAUUUAAAUGUAAAAUGUUCAAAUUUGUAAAGCGACAAUAUAGAGUUAUAUAGUUUCUCUGUGUUCAAUAUGUAUUGAUAAGAUUUUUAUUGAAAUCCACCACAUUGUUUGUGUCCUAUGGACAUAAUGUAUCAAAUAAUCGUUUAUAAUUAAUUUAUGUAUAAUGAUGCCAUGUAGGCAUUACGAAAAUUUUCAGUUAAUUUAAUGCUCUUGCAAAGCAAGAAACGCUUUGUGUAUGCAAUUUUUUUUUAAGUAAUUCUUAUUUGUCAGAAGCAAUUUGUACUUCUAGAUGUGUAAAUGAGACAAUAGAAAUUAUUUUGCACCAGAGUUUUGAGAGAUGUAGCGAUGUUUUAAUGUUUGAGAAUAAAACGUGUUUUGUAAUAAUUAAAAAUAUGUUGAA
Messenger RNA from Centruroides sculpturatus (bark scorpion), 7985 nucleotides. RefSeq names its product zinc finger protein 729-like. Gene Ontology annotation, molecular function: RNA polymerase II transcription regulatory region sequence-specific DNA binding; DNA-binding transcription factor activity, RNA polymerase II-specific. The record is from RefSeq and is a predicted model, not a curated record. Gene Ontology annotation, cellular component: nucleus. Gene Ontology annotation, biological process: regulation of transcription by RNA polymerase II. The transcript has 3 exons. Lineage: Eukaryota; Metazoa; Arthropoda; Arachnida; Scorpiones; Buthidae. Bases 1161 to 7508 code for a protein of 2115 amino acids.